This is a messenger RNA of Closterium sp. Naga37s-1, 2539 nucleotides long. NCBI's taxonomy places the organism in Eukaryota, Viridiplantae, Streptophyta, Zygnematophyceae, Desmidiales, Closteriaceae. The record is from the annotation of a GenBank genome assembly.
GGUUGACAAGGAGACGGGCAAGCAGGUGGCUGUGAAGAUCAUCGACCUCGAAGAAGCUGAAGAUGACGUGGAGGAUAUUCAAAAGGAGAUAGCGCUGCUGGCAGAGUGCAGAGCUCCCAACAUCACCAGGUACUACGGCAGCAGUGUGCACAACACGAAGCUAUGGAUCGUCAUGGAGUUCAUGGCAGGCGGCAGUGUGGCUGACUUGCUCCAGGAGGCCCCUCUGGAUGAGGCGUCCAUUGCCUACAUUCUGCACGACCUGCUGCAGGCGCUGGAGUAUCUUCACUCGGAGAAGAAGAUUCACCGCGACAUUAAAGCGGCCAACAUUCUGUUGAACGAGGAUGGGGAUGUCAAGGUGGCUGAUUUCGGUGUGUCCGCCAAGCUCACCAAAACCAUCUCGAAGCGAAAGACGUUUGUGGGAACGCCCUUCUGGAUGGCGCCCGAGGUCAUUCAGAACACCGACGGGUACGACGAGAAGGCGGACAUCUGGUCGCUGGGCAUAACAGCCAUUGAGAUGGCCAAGGGGGAGCCGCCCUUUGCGGAUCUGCACCCCAUGCGCGCGCUCUUCCUCAUUCCCAAGGACCCUCCGCCGCAGUUGGACGAUCACUUUUCAAAGCCCUUCAAGGAGUUUGUCAAUCUCUGCCUCAACAAGACAGCCAGGGAGAGGCCCAGCGCCAAGGAAUUACUGAAGCACCGGUUUGUCAAAUACGCGCGCAAGACACCGCGGAUCAUUGACCGCGUGAGGGAGAGGGUGGAGAGUGCGGGGGAGCGAGUGGUAUCGCCCCGUAUGAAGCCAGACGACCCUGUGGACGGCCCUCCCCAAUCCGCCGCUGCUGUUGCCGCCGCUGCUGUUGCUGCUGCUACUGCUGCCAGCAGCGCGCCCAGGCACUCGCGCAUGGCGAGUUGGGAUUUUGGCACGGCCACGGGCACCAUGAAGCCCACUGAGACGCUUCGCAGGCAGAUUCGCGCUGCUGUUGCUGAUCCCUCUGAAGGGGGGCCUGAUGGCCUGGGGCGGGAUGAUGGGGGAGGGGGAGGCGGAGGGAGCGGGGGAGGGGAUGGGUAUGAUGGGGGGAAGCGGAGUGGCACUGUGCGGCGCAAGCCGCGUGAUUCUGGGAGUGGGACUGUAAAGAAGGGCGCGAAUACAGGCACGGUUAAGGCCAGCAAGGGGAAAGGGGGGUCGUCGGGGGGAGGCGCAGGGGGAGGAGGCGGGGGAGGAGGAGGAGGGGGAGGCGGAGGGGAGGAGGGAGUGGCGAAUGGGGAGAAAGGGGGGUUGUAUGGGAGCGGGUGGGGGAGUGAGAGUGAGGGCUCAGGCACCGAAGAAGAUGGGUGCGCUCUCUUUCUUUCCUCCCGCUUUGCCAACCCUUUUCCUUUGCCUCACAGGAGGGCGGCAAGGGGCGCAGGAGAGGCAGCAAGCCGCCCGUGUCUGAUGGCUCUCGAGCGGUAUGAUGGGUGGUGGCAUGGAUGGGAUGUGAUGGCAAUGAUAACACGGGGGUGGGGCCAAGGUUGGUUGGUGGCAGAGGGGUUAUGUACUCCUCCUUACUCGCUCGUCUCGGUGUGCUUGUGUGCUACUCAAAACGCGACUCACUACACGAGGUGGCAUGGAGGGGUGGGGCCAAGGUUGGUUGGUGGCAGAGGGGUUAUGUACUCCUCCUUACUCGCUCGUCUCGGUGUGCUUGUGUGCUACUCAAAACACGACGCACUACACGAGGUGGCAUGGAGGGGUGGGGCCAAGGCUGGUUGGUGUCAGAGGGGUUAUGGCCUCCCAUCAUCUUACUCGCUCGUCUCGGUGUGCUUCUGUGCUACUCUCCUCGGGUUCCUCAGUCCAACUCUGCAGGGGGCUGAGUUGAUUAAAUGUUUCUUGUGUGCCCCUCUCCUGUCGUCCCUCUUUCUUGUAUCCACUGAGGAGGGCGGAAGAAAGGAGGACUCGGAAACGAACAUGGCGGAGGCACUCAAGGCCAUGAAAGGGGGAAAGAAGGGCGGGGGAGGGCGGGCGAGCAGAGGAGGCGGGGGAGGGGGAGGAGGGGGGGGAGAUGCCAUGGACAGUGGCACAGUUCGAACAAGAAAACCCAAGGCAGGGGGGCGGAAGGGCGGUGGGGGAGGGGGAGGGGAGGAGCAGGGAGGAGCGCGAGUGGCUGGCAGGGAUGCUGCUGUGUCGUCCUCGCCUCUGCUCUCCCUUGUGCUCAUGCCUGCAUUUAAAGAGGUGGCAGCGGAUCAGCAGGAGCAGGCAGCAGUGCGGGCAGCAGCAGACGCAGCGGACGCUCUGGUGGAGAUGGAACGAUGCGCUCCCGGCUCCUGCCAACUGCUGCUUGCUAGCCUACUUGGCAAACUCGGCAGUGCAUCAGAGGAGGUCCCCCCCUUGCGUGACCUGAAAGCCAACGCGCGCAGGCAGUUUGGGGGACCGGGGGGUGAGGGAGGAGCGGAUGGGCGAGCAGACAGGCGGCAUGGCAAGGGUGGGGACGAUGACGUUAACAACCUGAGCCCUCUGGGAAGCUUCCUCCUUCGUAGAUGGAAGGGAAACUCGCUGCUGGAGUCAGGAUGA